AGGCCGCCCGUGUCGUGCCAACAGAAAUCCCAUUUCUCUCGCACUGAACGCCCGCCCGCCGCCGCCGCCGCCGGGAAGAAGAGCUCCGACUCGAAAUCCCCGAAACCCUACCGCAGUUGCCCCCGUCGUCGGCUCCGAUCCCCCCUCGCUCCGCCGGAACAAGCGGGAAGUGUUGUUGACAGGGGAGGACGAUGCCGCUGGGGCUGAUACUGGGCUCGAUCGGGAGGUCGAUGCGGCGGAAGCGGACGUCCUCGCUCAACAUCCUCUCCUCCAAGAGGGCGCCCAGGGACUACUACAAGGGCAAGAACUGCAAGCCCACCGGGUUCCACACUCGCAAAGGUGGGUAUGUGAUGGUGGACGCCAAGUUACCAAGAUUUGUGGUCCCUGACUUGACUGAUUUCAAGUUGAAGCCAUAUGUAUCGCAAUGCGCCAGGGAGGACCUUGCAGCCAACUCAACAGCCUCCGCUUCAGCGGAAUCUACUGAAAACAAAAACUGAUAUGUUAGAUGUUCAGUCGUUGCUUGUUUCACAAGAAUACAGUGGGGCUCUGCAGUUAUGUUUUCCAUCCGGUGACCAUGUUCAGAAUAUGUAGCCUCGUCAACAUUGCUGCAUGUGAACUAUUCCAUGCGUAGCUGCAAACUCUGUGCUUCAGCAUAAAUCGUUGGAAAACUUACCAUUGUUAGAUGUACCAUGUACUCUGAGCUCA
Molecule: messenger RNA, 705 nt
Organism: Lolium perenne
Lineage: Eukaryota; Viridiplantae; Streptophyta; Magnoliopsida; Poales; Poaceae
Biological process (GO): translation
Cellular component (GO): mitochondrial large ribosomal subunit
Molecular function (GO): structural constituent of ribosome
Source: RefSeq, a predicted model, not a curated record